AUGGCUUCAUCUCCAGAUUCUAGCAGUACGGUAGAUAGGCGGCAGUGGCCUGUUUCCACCAAUCAGACUAGCGCUUAUGCACGCGCACGGACGUCUCCUCGCCCGAUCUUUCCUCAGCCGGAUGCUCCCGGUAGUGCUUCUACCAGGGAUGAACCGAGCAGUAGCUUGGACCGUCCUCGCCCUACCCUUCCUCGAGUGGUUGUCCCCACGUUCCCGGAGCGGAACCGCCCGCAGGGACAGCAGAAGCGCAACGCCGAUGCUGACCCGCCAUCCCCUCGCCAUCGCAUGACGAAACGCCAGCGCAAGGGAAUCACCGCGAAGGAGAAGCUCCACUGGUUGAAGAUGCAGGACUCGCAGCCCGACCUAUCGAAUCGCGCCCUGGCGAAGCUCGCGAAGGUGCAGCCAUGCCAGAUCCGCGAUUGGAAGAAGAUGAGGGAGCGGCUGGAGGUCUCUUCCAGCUGCCGUCGUCGCCUCAUGGGAGCUGGCCGCAAGUCCAAGUUCCCUUUCAUGGAACGGGCGGUCUACCGCCAGUUCCUCAAGCACAGGGGGAGGGGGCUCGCCGUUUCGGGUGAGGUGGAAGUCCUUGACGACGUCAACGACCUGGUUGACGACGAGCUCGUCGUCAACCCCUUCUACGCCGAAGUCCCCAUGCCGGCCGAGGUGCUGCAGGCGGCGGCAGAGGAGGCUGACGCCGCUGAGGAGGACGCGGAAGCGGCGGCGGCAGAGGAGGAGGGGGGCGUGCUUGAGGAAGGCGGGGAGGCAGAAGAGCCUAGCGAUGACGAAUGGUUGCGCCCUGGCUGCUUUGACGGGGAAGACUGUGAAGAAUGGCAUGCAGGAGACGAUUCUGAGUAG
This is a messenger RNA of Closterium sp. Naga37s-1, 852 nucleotides long. NCBI's taxonomy places the organism in Eukaryota, Viridiplantae, Streptophyta, Zygnematophyceae, Desmidiales, Closteriaceae. The record is from the annotation of a GenBank genome assembly.